AUGAACCAGCCGAUAGAACCAGACCACAUCAAUGUUCCUACGGAGGCUCUCGAGUCGCUCCGACUGCGACUGACCCAGGUCAGCCACUCGCUCAACACUCUCCAAGCACAACUUCACCAACCUACGCUUCCUCCUUGGUCUUCUCUACACAACCAGUUCAACGUGCUACUGACACAGCUGGUGUCGUUAUCGUCGACCAUCACUCACCAGAGCGACAUUCUUCAGCAGACGGUGACGUUUCCUCUGCCUGCUUUCCCCACAGCCACAGAAGCAGGUCUUAUGGCUACUCUACUGCGAAAAAAAAUCCUGCCAGAGGUGGAGGAGUGGUGCGAGGAGGUGAAGCAGAAGGCGCUGGGCGUCAAAAUCCGAACCGUCGACCAGUACGGCGAGUGGGCUGCCGAAACGGUCGAGGAGGCCAAACAGGAGUACGAAUGGUACGGGCUCAUGACCAGAGAAGAGGUGGACAACGGAGUCAAGCCGCCAGUGUACGUGGCUCCAGAAGAGGAGGCGGGAGAAGGAGCAAAGUUGACCAUUGAGCAGAUUCUGCAGUUUACAUGUGCUGGAAAGAUGCCCACUGUUGCGUAA
Yarrowia lipolytica CLIB122 is the source of this 585-nucleotide messenger RNA. RefSeq lists its product as uncharacterized. The record is from RefSeq and is a predicted model, not a curated record. Lineage: Eukaryota; Fungi; Ascomycota; Dipodascomycetes; Dipodascales. Gene Ontology annotation, molecular function: RNA polymerase II cis-regulatory region sequence-specific DNA binding; transcription coregulator activity. Gene Ontology annotation, cellular component: core mediator complex; mediator complex. Gene Ontology annotation, biological process: regulation of transcription by RNA polymerase II.